Nerophis lumbriciformis (worm pipefish) is the source of this 2553-nucleotide messenger RNA. RefSeq names its product ring finger protein 130 (gene rnf130). The record is from RefSeq and is a predicted model, not a curated record. Lineage: Eukaryota; Metazoa; Chordata; Actinopteri; Syngnathiformes; Syngnathidae.
CCGACCCGGACACCCCCGAGCUUCCGCACCGUUCGAGCGUUAGCGAAAACAAAAACACGGUUCAAAGCUCCCGCGGGGCCCGCCUGCCGAAGCCCUGCUGACGCGCCGCGGAACAUCGGCGGCGAACGCGGGUCGUGACAGCGGCAAGGGCGGCCUGUCUGUCCGCGUUCACACGUUUGGAUGAGGACACCAUGACGUCCCUCAGCUGGGCCGGGCUGUGCGUCCCCUCAGUCCUGGUCCUGAUCCUGGUCCUGGUCCAGACCACCUCCGUGUCGGCGGCCCGCUCGGACCGGAGCAUGGCGGUGUCGGAGGAGUACGUCAGCGCCACGGUCAACGCCACGGUGCAGGACGCCAGAGGACACGUGGUCCAUGUGAUGAGCAGCGAGGAUGUGACGUACGGGCAGAACUCUCCCAAAGUGGACACCAGGGGCGUGGUGGUCAGACCGGUGCCGCAUCACGGAGUGAUGGACAAGCAGGGCUGCGACCCCCACACCCGCUUCCUGGCCCCUCCCCGCGGCGUCCAGUGGGUGGCGCUGCUCCAGAGAGGAAACUGCACCUUCAAGGAGAAGAUCCUGAAGGCCGCCACCUUCAACGCCUCCGCCGUGCUCAUCUACAACAACUCCACCAACAAGACGGUCAUGAUGGGCCACGAAGGGACGGGCGACACGGUGGCGGUCAUGAUAACUGAAGGCUAUGGCAAGGAGAUCCUGGCCAACCUGGAGCGGAACCUGACGGUGGUGGUCACCGUGCUGGUGGGUCAGCGUAGUACCACCAAGAACAUCAACCGAGGUUCGCUGGUCUUCGUUUCCAUCUCCUUCAUCGUCCUCAUGAUCAUCUCUUCAGCCUGGCUCAUCUUCUACUUCAUCCAGAAGAUCCGCUACAGUGGCGCCCGCGACCGCAGCCAGCGUCGUCUUGGUGACGCGGCCAAGAAAGCGAUGGGCAAGUUGACCACAAGGACGGUGAAGAAAGGAGACAAGGAGACGGAUCCCGACUACAACCACUGUGCCGUGUGCAUCGAAGCGUACCAGCUCAACGACGUGGUGCGCAUCCUUCCCUGCAAGCACGUCUUCCACAAGGUGUGCGUGGACCCCUGGCUCAACGAGCACUGCACCUGUCCCAUGUGCAAGCUCAACAUCCUGAAGGCGCUCGGCAUUACGACCAGCGUGCCCUGCGUGGACAGCGUGGUUCUGGAUGUGCAGCGUCUGGGCGUCGCUCAGGCUUCCGGGAGCCGGAGGGCGCCGCUGAACGACAGGCGCCAGCCCGCUAUCAGCGUGGAGCCGCUGAGCCCGCCGCACCCCGAGGCCCCGCCCAGGACCCCCGCGGAUAUCGCAAUCGCUGUGACGAGCGGUCACUUCUUCAGUUCCACGCCUCCUCGCAGCGUCAUCUGUGACGUGGAGCUUUCGGACCUCCAGGCCUCGCUCGACCGCUACGACGACAAGUCAUGAAGGUUGUCGCCAUAGCAACAGCACCCCCGUGUCACACUUCUACACACACAUACACACACACACACGCACCAUGUGACUGGUAUAAAGACAAAAUUCGGAGAGGAAGCACGUGUUUUCCAUCUCUGGAUCUGGUCUCCCUGGACUUGUGGACUCUCCACCAGUUCUUUGCAAGGUCCUCAGCUCCUGGUGGUGUUCCUGAAGGUCUGAGAGAGGGUUUUUUUUUUCACCUUAAGAAAAUGUAGGAAUUCCAAAAUAGUCUCUUGCAAAAGUUCCCUGGACUUUUUAGCGGGUACUAAAAGGGCUCUUCAAAAGACUUCUUUGGAUCCAUAAAUGCUUCCUGAGGUAUGUUCCUCGAGUGCCUAAAUGUUCUUGGAAGACCUGGUGGACCUGAAUGAAGCUGGAUCAGAACCAAAGAAUCCGUAUGUGCUUCGUCAGCUGGUGGUUCCUCCUAAUCCUGAGACCAGAACCAGAGGGAGACCGGGACCCUGACCCUUCCUCGGAGACUUUGGAGCAAAGAUUUAAAGGAACAGUCCCUCACCCUCGCCUGUGGUUUGUUGUUAUGGUAACACUUACACUUCCCUCAUUGACCAGCGUGUGGCAUCCCAACCUAACCAAACAUUGCAAGUCGCGCUAACCGCAUUUGACUCACAGUUAGCCUAGCUUAGCACAAUAACACAGCUUCGUCCUGCUAACCUAGCUUAGCAUAGCAUAGCACAGUGACAGAUAACCACAAUAAAACGUAGCUUAGCUGGAAAUAAAGGGAAAAGCCAAAAUCAUGUUAGCACCAAGAAACGAGGGAAUCAGCUAACAGGCUGACAUGCUAACUAACGAGCGCAUUUUGGAAAGACAUCCUCGCAGUUUGCACGUCAUUUGGUGUUUGCGUAAGAAAACCUUUUCAAGUGGAAACAAUCCAAUCCCUUUCAGUCUCCAUUAGAGGAUUCUUUGACAUGUGGUGGACUGCUCCUUUAAGGUGUUCAUUUUAGCUCGUAUAAAGAACAUUAUACAAUCUAUAUGCCAAGUAUACUCUCUAUAAUGUGUGUCGUGUCGCUGGUCUGAUGAUGUCAUCGAUCACUGUGUCUCUUAUCAUAUUAAAAUGUCUUUAAAAGUG